Molecule: messenger RNA, 1015 nt
Organism: Acipenser ruthenus (sterlet)
Lineage: Eukaryota; Metazoa; Chordata; Actinopteri; Acipenseriformes; Acipenseridae
Product: protein stum homolog
Exons: 4
Coding region: 1-492 (163 amino acids)
Source: RefSeq, a predicted model, not a curated record
AUGGGAAACCCUAGAAACAAUCAGGUGAUCCCAAAGGGCUGUGGGCCAGGAACUCUCCCCUGGAAACACAGCAAUGACAUCAUCAACAGGAAGACAGCUGGCAUUAAAGGGGUCAUCCUCAUCAUCACUACACCAUUGGCUGUCAUCUGCUUGGUGCUCAACAUCGUCAUACCAGAAACAGGUACAGUGGUGUCUGGGCUGACCCUGCUCUGCUGCUCGGUGCCCCCAGCACUGACAGGAGGAGUGGUGGGCAACGAUGAGAGGCUGGCUCUGGUGUGUUUCAACCUGUGGGUGGGGCUUGCUCAGCUCUUCACUGUCACCUUCCUGCUCAUCGGCUGGGUCUGGAGCAUCACCUGGGGAGUCAUCAUGCUGGUUCUCUUCUAUCUAAAGAGGAUCGCUCACUGCACUAUGCCAACGCAAGCAGAGGCAGCAGCAUUCUCCACUUCAAGCGAGAGUGGUCAUUCCAUUGCGAUCAGUCAGAUUUGCAUGUAGUAUUGGAUCCGCCGAGAUGCACAAAAUAAAAUACGCCUCAGCAAGCCUGUAAACUGUUCCAGUUUAAUGCUUCCCCAAUGACAUGCAUCCUUACUGCAGGGGGAGGGAGUGGGGAGGGAGAAGAGUUUGUUACAACUGCACCGCUCUAAUUAGCCCACAUAUCUUGGCUGCUUAUAUGAUACCGGCACAAUGUAGCCAAAAGUUAUUUAUACUGUGGCAGUUUUUUUAAUUUUAUUCACACUUCUUUUUUCAUCCUUUUUGGGGCUUAAAAUAUAUCGCCACUUAAUGUGUCAACUCAUAAUACUCGAAUCAAUGAAGGUGACCUUCAAAAUGAUUGGCAUCACAGGUGACCAAAGUGAAGGACAGCAUAAAAAUGAAUGAUGGAAAUAUAUACCUCUCAUCAGCACAGCCUGCGGUGGUUGAAUUGCAGAAAGCUGACGAUUGAUUUCUAAUGGAGUAUGAGAUUUCGGUGGAGAUCAACUGGACUUACAGUAGUAGGCCGUAGUUCUUGGAAGAAAUUAUA